This is a messenger RNA of Spodoptera littoralis (African cotton leafworm), 1620 nucleotides long. The record is from the annotation of a GenBank genome assembly. NCBI's taxonomy places the organism in Eukaryota, Metazoa, Arthropoda, Insecta, Lepidoptera, Noctuidae.
AUGAUGAAGUUAUCACAACCAAUGUUAAAAAUGAUAAUAAAAAUACUAAUAUUAAUGAUGUUAUUCGUAAUAAUGUUCAUGAUAUCAACGUUCCUGUAUAGCGCCAAAUAUUGGCCUGAUGUAUACAAUUAUAUAAACGCAAAUAUAACGAUCAAAAGGAUUCCAACUAUAUCAGAGUUAGAACUGACUGUAAUCGAAGUGGAUUAUACAACAGAACAACCAUACACGUCCACUGAUGGCGAUUACAUUGAAGUUUCAACUGUAGACGAUUUUGAUAUCGACGAAUUUAUGAAAGACGAAAUUGAAUUUACAAAAAAAGUGAAACGACACAUUGAAGUCGAACAGUUAAAAGAUUAUAUCGAACUACCACCGAGACCUAUAUUCGUUGAUUAUAUAUUUAUCGAAGAACCGAUGAGACAAGAAACAGAUGCUUCAAAGAAAGCAGCAGAUGACGAUAAUAUACCAGAAGAAACAGACAAAAAUAUACUCAAAACAUCAGUAACAGGAAUUGUGAUAGAAGAUGAACAACCAAAAACUACAGUUAGUGAAGAGCCAGCAGUUAGAAAGAAGUAUUACACAGUACAACCAGAAAAAACUAAAGAAUCAAGACGAUCAAUUGACGAAGGAUUAUACACAACAGAGAUAUCCAAUAACGAACUAGAACACACUACCACUAUAGAAGGGUAUUUGGUUGGGGACAAUGAGAGAGAUGAAGAAGUAACAGAAGAACCAAUAGUUAUAACUACGAAAUCAAACGAAAACGAAUUACUUGAUGAUGAAGAUGAUUCACAACUGAUGAAGGAUUCGGUCGAUGUGAGUAACCUUAGUACAAGGAGUUCAGAUGACGUUGAAUUGGUGACUAGGAAACCUUGGAAAAUGCAGAUGUUGCCGGACCCCGUCUGCCACGGCGACUGGUCAUGCAAGGAGUUCACCAGGACGGUCUACCCGUGGGUGGUAUCCAUCUUCGUGACAAAUGACGGUGCAGACAGUCAGUUCAGUUACUACUGUGAUGGCGCACUGCUCACUGAGAAGGUUAUUGUCACUGGUGCCAGAUGCAUGUUCGCUAACAACAGCGCAUGGGAUUCUGAAAACGUGCUGGUGUUCCUCGGGAAGGUCAACCUGCAAGCUUUUGGAGGCAAAGAGAAAGUACACAAGGUAAAAACUCUAAUCCUGCAUCCAAACUUCACGACAGGAGCUAGUGGAAGGGUGAUGAAUGAUAUAGCACUACUGGUGCUGGAGGUACCUGUGGAGUUCAAGGACAACAUACAGUCUGCUUGCAUUCAUCAGGAGAACAGCCUCCUGGUAGCUGCGGCCACAGCAUGGGGUGCGAACGGUCUGCUGAUGCCGAUCUUCUUCAACAAUCAGAGAGGAGACCACUGCUAUGACAUGGACGAAAACGUCUUCUGCGUCACAUAUGGAAAUGACGUAGCCUUAUGCCCAAGUUUCGGCGGAGUAUUCGUAUCAAAGCAGACUGAGCGAUGGUGUCUCACCGGCAUAUACUACGGGGACCCGGCAGAGAGAGGCAUCUGUUUCAAUAAAAACGUAUUCUACACCUCAUUGUACAACCACUUGAAAUGGAUCGAUGACACUAUUGGAAUGAUAAAAAAAGCUUAUUUGUAG